Molecule: messenger RNA, 3731 nt
Organism: Eriocheir sinensis (Chinese mitten crab)
Lineage: Eukaryota; Metazoa; Arthropoda; Malacostraca; Decapoda; Varunidae
Product: tigger transposable element-derived protein 4-like
Exons: 4
Coding region: 153-2669 (838 amino acids)
Cellular component (GO): nucleus
Molecular function (GO): DNA binding
Source: RefSeq, a predicted model, not a curated record
CGCCAUGUUUUCCUCGCUGCCCUUCUCGACGCCCAAGUAAGAUGCCUUAAAUAACCUUCCCUUCCCGGUGAUUAUCCUUAAGGGCGAGCCACAACACUUCAGCAGCCAACAAGAAUUAUCUGAGUGUGAGGACUGAUUCCCAUUAAUAAAAAAUGGAUGUCGCGUCUUUUGGUACCGUGGAGCUGAGGGUUUGUCCCGAGGCCCAGGACCUGGCCGGCGGCAAGGACAGUUCCCCGGCAACCCUGGCCAAGGCAGAGGAGCAGGACCGCCUGACUGACCCACAGGAGGCACAUGACGAUGAGGGGGAGGAAGAGGAGGAGGAGAAGGAGGAAGAAGAGAUGCUAGAAGAGGAGGGGGCCAGGAAGAGUGUGAGGCGAGGGAGAGCAAAGGCCAAAAGGAAAGGGCGAGGGAAGCAGAACCUGGCCUUGGCUGACGCGCAGGCCACAGCAGCCGCCUUCACCUUCAUGCGGAAAAGGAGACAAGACCUGACGCUGGGGGCCAAAGUCAAGGUUCUAGAAAUGCUGGAGCAGGAGCCCAAAGUCCCUCAGGGCAAGAUCGCCUCCAUGUUCCGUGUGAGCCAGAGCCAAGUGUCCAGGAUCAUGAAGAACAAGGCUGCGAUCAUGGCACAGUGGAACCGCUUCGCCACGCCGGACCGCAAGCGCUGUCGCCUAGGCAAAGCCGGAGCGCUGGAGCAGAAGUUGGUGGACUGGUACAAGGAGGCGAAGAAGGAGGACUUACCCAUAUCAGGACCAAUACUCAUGGAGAAGGCAAAGUCCAUAGGGAAUGAAAUGGGGAUAGAGUUCAAGCCUUCUGCAGGGUGGCUUGGGAGGUGGAAGGACAGGAACGGUGUCACCCUCAAGAGAUUUAAAGACAAGGAUGGCGCCCCGUCCGCAACCAAAGUUGGCAACCAUUGGAGACGCUAUAUGUUCACCAAGGCAACCAAAGACUACUCCUUGCAGAACGUGUGGGUGGUGGAGGAGACGGUGCUAGUGUAUAAUGCCCUACCAGAACACUUAACCAACGGAGCGGCGAGUGGGAGUGACAAAAUCUCCGUUAUCCUAGCGUGCAACCUUGCCGGGACCGAGCGAAAGCCUCCCGUCAUCAUCGGUAACUCACAGACGCUAAAUUCGAUAAGUCUUCCCGCGCCGUUCCACUACCAUCCAGACUCCAUUGUUACGCUUGACCUCUUCUCCUCGUGGCUAAAGGAGUGGGACCGCGAACUCCACACCAAGAGAAAAAAGAUUGUUGUGUUGAUGAGCAAAACGCCUCACCAUCCCGAGAACCCGCAUGUGUUUAAUAUCAAUGUGACUUUCUUUCCACCUGAUACGUCUUCAGUGUUACAACCUCUGCAACUGGGUAUAAUAAACGUAUUUAAGUCUCUAUACAGGUACCAGCAGCUCAAAUAUCUAAUGGCCAGAGCGCAAGCCAGUGAGAAAAUUAGUCUUGGCAGCAGCGCAUUCAAUCAAAACAUUCUCUCAGGACACUCUCUAACUCUAUCUCUAUUGGAUGCCGUUUUCGUGGUGUACAAGGCCUGGAAACACGUGAGUCCGGAAACCAUAGUCAAGGGCGUCGUGAAGGCUGGCAUGAGUAAGGAUGUGGAUGCCCUGAAUGUCUGUGACCAGGUUCAUGCUCCACCCGGCAUAUCCCAGGAGGACUUUGAGGCUCUGGUCAGCAUGGACGAGGAAAUCAGCGCCACGGAACAGGCACAGAACCCACCCCAGGCACCAGACACACAACCGGGAAUGAUCACUAAUGUACAGUUCUCGCAGUACCCAAACAUGUAUGGAGUUACAGGCAACAAGACCCAGCAACCAAAUCAUCAAAUGGAUCUUACUGUAGGCACGAUACAUGAAUGUCCCGGUGUGUCAGAAGCGGUUUAUGCCUGCCAGAUACUGAGACAAUACCUACAGCGAAGAGGUGGACAGCUAUAUGAUGAAUUUUCACACCUAGAGUCAGCCAUUCACUUGGACAUGAUUCUAGACACCAGACCUGACUUGAGUAACUUUCAGGCUGACCCGCUGCAUGAUCCAGCCUCGGUUCAUAGUCUGGAAGCACAUAAAGUGGCGUUCGAUCACAAGGUUGAAUAUCUACAAAAAAUGCAAGAUGAACUCCACCAACAAAAGGUACAGAAGGAAAUGAAGAAGGUGACUCAAGCACCAGGAGUGUUCCAGCCUCCACAUGGGCCACUCAACACGCCGCCCCAGGAGGUGAGGACUGACCUACACACACAGCUCCUGGGCAUGCAACGGUCCACAAUGCCCAGUCAGGAGUUACCCCGCCAGGAAAUGUUACGGCAGGACUUACACCACCCCAUGCAACACCCUGAUCUCAUGCGGCAGGACAUGAUGAGGCCGGAGUACAGGCAAGAAGUGCAUCAGGACAGACCGCGCAACUCACUUCUUGAGCUGCGGUCCGUCAACGUUGCCACCUUCAGACAUCCCCACACUGACGUCAGGAAUGAGCUGAGUAAUGAGGGGAAGAAUGACGCCAUGCCAGUCCCAUCAGACCUCAAGAACCUGCCGUCUGAUAACCACUCGGGCGCAGAAAUCCACCAUCACGGAAUGGAUGUCGCCCACACUAUGCGCCAACCAGAUGCGAGAAUGGACAACCCGGGGAUACCAUAUUAUACGCUUACUAAUCCUCUACCUCACUAUAUGCAGUCUAAAUAGUCAGUAAUGUAGUUCUGUGGGUGUUUGUGUGAUAGGCGCACCAUGUGUCUAUUUCCGCACCUAGUUUGGAGAUAAUGAAAAGAUAAGUCCUGUGAAAAUCAACACACGUGAUUAUAUAACAAGGAAGUCACUUGGAGAUGAGCAUUUUUUAUUCCAUUUAUCUUAUUUAUUUAUUUUUUACUAGUGGGAAGCUACCAAAAUUUCUGUGUAAGUAGAGGGAAGCAAUGUAAAUUCUGUCCCUUGCUUUUAUCAGACACACAGGCUCAUUCAUCUACUGAUUUACACAUAACAGGAAGAUACGAUGUUGAUCACUGAAGCUGAAGGGACCUCUUCUGUAUUAGGGUAGAUCUGGUGAUGCCACAAGAGCCAGUGUUACUUCAAAAAGGCUAACACUCUUAUAGCAAAAGUUCGGAGCUCCUUUUACAAACGUUUUUUAACUCCUUGGCUGCGGAUUUCCUACAAGAAGACAUCACCAAGCUACAGGAAUGGAACAAAAAGUGGCUGCUACAAUUCAGUGAAGAAAAGUGAAAAGUCCUGCACCUUGGGAGGGGAAAUCCAGUAUACCAAUACCACCACAGAGGCAGAGAAAGACCUGGGAGUGUAUGUUGCCAGGCUACCAGUGAAGGUGAAAUUCGUACCAAUCGCAGCGGAGGGGUUAAGGCCAGAGAGGAGCUAUGUCGGGUUGUGGUGAGUGUUUCCCCGUUCACAGUGCAGAGACCUUGAAAAACUACUGCCAGGCUCAGGAAACAACCCAUGGAAAUCUCAACAACUUCUGAGAGAGCCUUUGGAAAUAGAAGGAUUAAGGCUCAGAAGGGUUUGAUAAUAUGGAUCUAACUCUGUUGGUGCUUCACAAGAGAGAGGAAGAAGGAACAAGAGAUGGGAGGAGAGAAAAGGAGGAAAAAGCAGAGUUGAGAGAAGAAAGAGACAGAGGAAGAAGGGGAAGGAAAAAAGGAGGGAGAUAGAAUGAGGGAUGUUUGCAGCCACCUAAUAUGCUCAGACCUCAAUUUUGGAUUAUAUAUGCUGUAAAAAGAAUGCAUUCUCUUUUUAUAAAUAAGUAAAGUA